CUUAAUGUAACGGUCUGUUUGAAAACCAGAGCAGAGCCGUGUGCAAAAGCAGCGCCCAUGUGGAGGGGAGAAGGACAGGACCGAAGUAGCGGACCGUGUGCAAACCGCGUGUGGCGCAGAGGACAGACCGACAACAACCAGGCGCGGUCUGAGGUUGUAGGAACUAGUGGAGAUGAGUAGUAAUGAGUGUUUUGGAUGCGGACGUACCGGCCACUGGAUCAAGAACUGUCCGAAUGCCGGGCGGGGACGAGGCAAGGGCCGCGGGAGGGGGAAAGAUCUGUUCUGCUAUCGCUGUGGCGAGCCUGGUCACGUCGCCAGAGACUGUGAGAGGACUGAGGAUGCGUGCUAUAACUGUGGUCGUGGAGGACACAUCUCCAGGGACUGUAAGGAGCCCAAGAAGGAGAGGGAACAGGUCUGUUAUAACUGUGGCAAGGCCGGCCAUGUGGCCCGGGACUGUGACCAUGCCAACGAGCAGAAGUGCUACUCCUGUGGAGGCUUCGGACACAUCCAGAAGGGCUGUGACAAGGUCAAGUGUUACAGGUGUGGUGAGAUCGGCCAUGUUGCCGUCCAGUGCAGCAAGGCCAGCGAAGUCAACUGCUACAACUGCGGAAAGUCUGGUCACCUGGCUAAAGAAUGCACCAUCGAGGCCACGGCCUAGCACUCUGCUGCCUUCCUAUGCCCCUCCCUUUUCACAUGGAUGGUUGUAUUAUUUUGUCUGAAUCGUCCCCUCUGGCCCACGGCAGGCUACGGAGGAUAGUCCCACACCAGUUCGCUGGAAAAGCAGGACAGGGGGUGAAACAUCCACUUUCUGCAUUUAAUCAAACAUGUUUGUUUAGUUUGGUAGAGGUUAAUGUAUAAUGCUUGUUAAAGAACCCCCUUUCCAUGCCACUGGUGACCAGGGAUGAAUGAUGAGUGGAUGCCCUCCCUACCAGGUCUGGGAAAACAGCACUUAGUGAGAGUGAGUGGGUAGGAAGUCUGAGCUUCCCAUAAAGAUUGACUUUGUUUUAGUUUUCUUGAACAAAACGGAGUCUACCUGCAAUAGAGUGACUGACGUGCGACAGCAGCCCCGGCCAGCAGUCAUUAUGUUUACGGUUCAGUCCGACGGCAGCAUGUAGGCAGGCAGACAGACAGAUAGACGGCAGCAUGCAGACAGGGAGAUAACAUGCCCCAACACUGUAUGAAUACUGUGAGAGAAAUUACAAGAUUAUGUUAUAAUACUUUUAUUGCAUCAAAUAGCUGUUUUAUGCAACAGAAUAGAGGGUUCUUAUAACUCUAUUGUGUCUGUGUGAACUGAAAGUGGGCCUCUGGGAGAUUUAACACAAGAGAUUUCCGAUGUCUUUUGGGUGAUAUAACCUAAAGAGACCGCAUUCCAUAGCAUGACUUAAUGUUUCUGUUCGUAGUGGUACCAGGGAGAGAUGACCCCAGGGCCAAACCCUGGUCUCUACUGUUUUUACAGCAGAUACUUGUUAUUCACAGCAGACAGUAUCGUUCAUACUAAUCUUAACCUUGUGACCCAAUCCAUACAUUUGUUGUUCGUCAUGUAGACUGAAAGGGGUGUCUUGGCUGUAAAAGACCUUUGUACUUUUGUGUCGGGGCUCUAUGAAUCAUCUGGGGGUGAUUCGUCGACCAGCCAUCGUUAUCGUAGAGCACUCAAUCGAUUCACUUUAUAUUUGUGUGUUGUAUUGACCUGCUCCCUUAUUAAUAAGUGAAUAAAGAUUUAGUUUAAGUAUAACUCUGACUUGUGAUAAGUUUCCCUCAUUUGAUUGUAAAGAAAUUAACCAACACAAUAGACAGUCAGCAAAUUCAUCAAAUAAAUGAUUAUCAAUUCAUAAAAGGUGCAUUUCUUUGGACAGUGUUAGUUGCUGAAUGUCACUGUAGAAAGAGGAUCCCAUGAUUGGAGCAAGGUGAUGUAUUAUAACCAUGGGGAAAGAUGCAACUUCACAAGGAAUGAGUAGAUAAGAAAAUCUAAAUGUUUUUUUUUGUACAAUAUAUCUUAAGACUACUGUAAAAAAAUAUAUAUAUAAUUUGCUUGUUCUCUGUUUUUAAGUGGAAAGGUAAUGCAACUGAAGUCCUAGAAUAUUAAAAUGUCUUAACGUAAUUUUAACCUGAAUAAAGCACAGGAAGGGAAGUUA
Oncorhynchus mykiss (rainbow trout) is the source of this 2132-nucleotide messenger RNA. Its product is annotated as CCHC-type zinc finger nucleic acid binding protein. Lineage: Eukaryota; Metazoa; Chordata; Actinopteri; Salmoniformes; Salmonidae. The record is from RefSeq and is a predicted model, not a curated record. Gene Ontology annotation, molecular function: zinc ion binding; nucleic acid binding.